Lepisosteus oculatus (spotted gar) is the source of this 3525-nucleotide messenger RNA. RefSeq names its product leucine-rich repeats and WD repeat domain containing 1 (gene lrwd1). Gene Ontology annotation, cellular component: nuclear origin of replication recognition complex. Gene Ontology annotation, molecular function: chromatin binding; protein binding. Gene Ontology annotation, biological process: establishment of protein localization to chromatin; chromatin organization. Lineage: Eukaryota; Metazoa; Chordata; Actinopteri; Semionotiformes; Lepisosteidae. The record is from RefSeq and is a predicted model, not a curated record.
CAAAGGUGAAAGUUUAAUUUUCCCGGGAAACUUUUGCACGUCUACAGCUGGAAAGCGACUGCGAGCUGUGCUGGACCGGCCAUGUCGAAGAUCACGGAGAAGCUCCUGCUGGAGAGGGGCUCCCCCAAAUGCGCCAAGCUGGAGCAGGUCAGGAGGCUGAACCUUUCCGGGCUGGAUCUGCGCAGUGCGGACCUGCCCCUGCCUCUGCUGUCCCGGCUGCGCAGCCUGGAGAAGCUGGACCUCUCCAGGAACCGUCUGCAGGAGCUGCCCGCCGGUCUGCAGCUGCCCCGCCUGUGCUCCCUCGACUGCUCCGACAAUGAGAUGGAGGACGUGCUGUCACUGCAGUCUCUCACUGCCCUGGAAGAGCUGAGGCUGGAGGGAAACCUGUACCUCACUGUCAGCGACAAUUACAAACUGAUGUUCCUGCUGCCCAAACUGCGCAUGUUCAACGGCAAGGACGUCGCUUCCUCGGCCAGUCACCUGCGCCAUGUCAACAGCGCGAAUCUUCGGAAACGGGUGGAGGCACUGUGGGAGAGCAGCUUCCGGCCGCCGGAGCCUCCCACAGCCGAGAGGCUCCAGGCCCUGGAGAAGGAGUUUGUGAAGGCAGCCCGCUCGCAGAUCAAAUACGGCCCCAGCUCCCUCAGCGACUACACCACCUGGCGGCUGGAGGGGAUUGCUAAAGAGCUGCUGGAGACGCUGGCACAGGGGGACAAGGAGGAGGGAACCGAGAAAAAGCAGGCUGAGCCAGACGCCGUAAAAGACAACACAGACGCUGGCCCCCGCACCCCUGCGAAGAGGAAGGGUGCUGCCUCCAGUCCCAGCGAGGGGGCCCUCAAAAAACAGCGACAGGCUGAUGACGCCCCCCCCAAAGCCAGCCCCCAAAAACCAUCCCGCUUGCAGACGGAGCCGGGCCGGCCCAAGAGGACGAUGGAGAGUCCCGGGAAAGAGUCGGUUUCGGGAAGUCCGCGGAAGAGCCUUCGUACCGCCAACUGCCAAAAACCCUCAGCGCUUUCCCGGCAUCCUGGGACCCCUACCAAAGCUCCCACAAACCCCCAGCCAGCGGAGAGCGAGAAGAGGACACCCCGAAAAAGCACAAACCCCAAGAAGCCCGUGUGUCUGGAGCCCCUGCAUGUCCUCCAGUGUCACAGCAAGCAGGACAGCCCUGAGGACUUCAGCACCCAGCUGUGGGCCUGUGCCUUUGAGCCCAGUGUGGACAGUGGGGAAUCCGGCCAGCGGACGUCCCGCACCGUGGCCACCUGCGGGGGCGAGUCGGUGUGCCUGAUCGACUGCGAGACGGGGCGGGUGCUCAAGAAGUACAAAGUCCCGGGAGAGGAGUUCUUCUGCCUGGCGUGGUCCAGUGUGCCCAUGUCCCGCGCCGGAGGGGGGGUGCGGCCGUGCGGCGUGUUGGCGGUGGGGGGCAGGAGGGGGGUAGUGAAGCUGAUCCACGCCCGGGCCAACUGCGCCUACGGGGAGUUCCGGGCCAGCCGCCGGGCCCUGUCCGCCCUGCGGUUCUGCCCCCACCGGGGCAGCUUCCUGUUCACGGGAGCGUAUGACAACAGGAUCGUGCUGUGGGACAUCGGUGGAGUGGACAGCGACUACAACUUCAAAGUCAGCCAGUUACUGACACUGGACGCCAACACCAUUCCCCUCCACCUGAAUAUGCCCCCCUCCUCACCAGAGCGCCACCUGCUGGCUGCCUGCGACAAGGGCCUGCACUGCUUUGACAUCCAGCUCAGCAAGAGCCAGCUGAAGAGGUCCAGUGAGUUUGAGAUCCUGUUCCCUGUGUAUGCAAAGGAAGACAAGGAAAAUAAUUACCGCACCAUUGACGGGAUGGCAUUCCUCAGCGAUGACGUCAUAGUCUCCAAGAGUCACAUGCAGGGCUCCAUCUACGUGUGGAGCUGGAGCAAGACCCUCGCCUCGCGGUCGGGCAGGAGCAGGAAGGAGGUGCGUGCUGUCCUCCUGGCCGAGCUGCAGUGGUCCGGCACUGACCUGCCGUACCUGUCUCUCAGCACCUGCCCAGGUGAGGGGUACGUGGUGUGUGGGGACGAGAAGGGGGGUUUGUGGACGUACCACCUCGAAGACCAACUAGAGAGCAGAGCUAAAGCUGGGAAACUCCUCUCCCCGACUCAGGUGCUGGAGUGGCCGGCCCCUGUCCGGAAGGGUCACGGCCCCGUACGGGGGCCCUCGGUUAACAGUGUGGCCCUGGACCCCAAGCUGCGGUACCUGGUGGCCCUGACGGACAAGAACAUGGCGGUGAUAUGGAAGAGGGUCUGAGUGAGGGCGCCCUCCUUGCAUCUGGCUUGCUGGGAGUCUUCUCGGUUCCUGGCUUCCUCGUUCCACUCCUCGUCUUCCUCUGCCUUUCCUAAGACCCCUCUCUUUUCCCCCCCCGGCUCCAAGUCUUUCCCUCUGUGUCUUGUGUCCAUUUCCCGACGCCCCGGGAUGUCCUGUGUCAUCUGGAGGUGUGGGCCAACUUGCGGUGUAGAAAGAAAGGAUUUCCAGAUCGGCAGGACCCGUGAGCCUUCGCUGUCUCCAGGUGAAUUAGAUCCUUGUGAAAAAAUCCCACAGAGCUUUUCCGGAUUCAUAUUGUUCUGGGAAGGAGCCCAGAGUCCUGUUUCAUGGGCUCUUCUCCCCAGCAGCAGUCCGGAAGAGCGGCUGUAUCUGCUAACAUCCCCAUUGAUCCAGUCAUAACUUUCAUUGGAGCAGUUUAACAGCUUUUCCCUGGUCUUAAGGUGCCCGGUGUCUGAAAGGUUUAAAAAGCCCAGUGGACACCUAUGACUUUUCCAGGACUGGGAUCAGGAGCCUCUGGUCUAGAAGGUUAAGAAGCCGGCAGACUCCCCACCUUGGGCUGCUGUGGCCUCUGUGGGCUGGAUACACAUCUAUACACUAAGGGUGGUGAGGGUCUGGAACAAGCUACCCAGGCAUGCAGGCAUGGGUUGGAUAGCAUGACAAACUACAUGUUACAGCAGGAUUUAAUCCUGGAAUCGGUUAUCUGAUGGCACCCAAAGGAGUAAAGCAGAAAGCAAAGUGACAUCUCAUUUGUAGCCUUUUUUUACAUUCUUUAAAGGAGACCAUGCCAGUAGUCCUCAAUUAGUAAAUCAUUAGUGUACCAAAUUUCUGUUUUUUUUUUUUAACAUGCUCCCCUGUAUUUUAAAUAGUUGUAAGAGAUUAAUGCUCAGGGAAUGCAGGAAAUUGUGAUUAUGUGAAAAAUGCAUCUGGCUGUUCUGCUCUUGACUGAUACCAGAGCAGCAGUGUCCCAAACUGCAGACAACAGCAUGAAUGAGGUAGUGUACCUAGUAGUUUUGUACAACUUUAACAUAACCCCCUCUGAUUAAUAUUUUACACUGUAACACUGCCUUUUAAUUUGUUUCACAUUGUGUAGAACAUGUAAAUGGUUUGUGUCAACAAGUGUCUUGUGUGUUGCUCCUACAAGCUCAGUGUUUCAAAUCAUAUCUUUGUAGCUUUGUUUUUGCUACCUGCCUGUAACACUCUGCAUUUGUCUACAUUAAAAGACUUCAGAAUUUUAAA